CUCUCUGAGAACCCAACUCACAUUGCACCUCUUCUUUCCCGGGUAGGAAUGAGACCUAUGUGUGUGGAGCUGGGAUGACCCCAAUAUUCUGAACCGUUUUGCUUUUUUUUGUGGUGGCCCGGGACCUUCUCGGACCGUAUGCGCGCAUUCACGCAUAUCUUCACUCACUCACUCACUCACUCACUCACUCACUCACUCACUCACGCACACACAUAAACAAAACACCACACAUCAUAUUCCGCGUCUGCAAACCAACGAACAGCGCAGACAGGUUUUGCUCUGCGAAAGGCUGUCUUGCAGACUACACUCGAGAAGAGUUACGGAGUGUACUCUACUUAUCCCCUACGAUUUUUGGUGUAUGAAAAAAAUAAACAUUCUAUAAAGAGGAGCAGUACAAUCAAUCGUGGAUCUCGGAUAUGGCAGGUGUGAAGACAUUCGACCUUGUUGUUGGAGUUGUUUUAGUUUUUCUGUCUCUUGGAAAUGCGUUUCAAGAGCCCGGACAGGACCCGACAAACGGGGACUCCUACUCCUACGUGCAAGGGCAGCCUCUGGAUAAGGAGGACAUGGCGGUUGAUGUGAAGCUGUACAGUCACCGGUGGAGGAGGUGGCUGUCCCCAGAACAGCCACGUAACAGGGACAGCAACAGGGCCAGCCAGGACCAAGAGCAGGGUCAGGAUCAGGGUCAAGACCAACCUGAUGGGGGUUUCCCAGGCCUGCUCUCAGCAGAGGACAGCCAGGACACUGACAACAGCUCCCAGAUAGAGGAGGACACAGAUCACAACUACUACACAUCGAAGACCUACGGCCCCACGGACCCCAUGAGCAAAGACUUGUGGGUAAACGUUGACCAGAUGGACAAGGACAAGGUGAAGAUCCAUGGCAUCCUGUCCAACACUCACAGGCAAGCUGCGAGAGUAAAUCUUUCCUUCGAUUUUCCCUUCUAUGGACAUUUCCUGCGUGAUCUCACCGUGGCAACUGGUGGGUUCAUCUACACAGGGGACGUGGUCCACAGAAUGCUGACGGCCACCCAGUACAUCGCCCCCCUCAUGGCCAACUUUGACCCUAGUGUCUCCAGGAACUCAACCGUCAUCUACUUCGACAAUGGCACUGCUCUGGUGGUCCAGUGGGAUCAUGUCCACCUGCAAGACAACUACAACCUGGGUAGCUUCACCUUCCAGGCCACACUGCACAGCGACGGCAGGAUUGUCUUCGCCUACAAAGAGAUUCCAAUGGAGGUGGCCCAGAUCAGCUCCGUCAAUCACCCGGUCAAAGUGGGCCUCUCCGAUGCCUUUGUGGUGGUCCACAGGAUCCAGCAGAUACCCAAUGUUCGUCGGAGAACGAUCUAUGAGUACCAUCGUGUGGAGCUGACAAAGACCAAAAUCACCAACUCUACAGCAGUGGAGAUGAUGCCUCUACCGACGUGUCUCCAGUUCACCAGCUGUGACAGCUGCAUCUCCUCCCAGAUCAACUUCAACUGCAGCUGGUGCCACCUCCUUCGCAGGUGUUCCAGUGGGUUUGACCGCCAUCGGCAGGACUGGGUUGAUAACAGCUGUCCUGAUGAGACCAAAGACAAAAGCUGUGAUAUCAUCAGCACCACACAACUCGGUCCAUUCAUCACCACGUUAGUUGCCAAAACAACAGGCCAGAGCAGAAGCCGAGGAGAGACCACCACAGCCGGAGCCUCCUCGUCCACAUCCCGACCCCCAACCAGCGUCCCCACUGAAGAUGACACCAAGAUUGCUCUGCAUCUUAAAGACAAUGGAGAUUGCUCUGCUUUCUGGGGAGGACAGGCCAAGGGAAGGAGCGGCUCAUUGAAGCCGUGUUGAAGCACCUCAUCCAGAGGCUGAUUUGAAAUGGCUAACUGUACCAAGUUUGGGGAUUGGACUGAUCAAUCAUGGUGUCUACGUGUGUCCCCCAAAUGGCAACCCAUUCCCUUCAUAGUGCACUACUUUUGACCAGGGCCCAUAGUAGUCCACUACAUAGGGAACAGGGUGCCAUUUUGGAUGCGGCCUUUGUGGGUUGCCUCCAAAUUAAAUAAAUAGCACUGUGAAAAAACACAAUUUGGAGUGCGGACCCUUGACAAAUGAACUCAAUGUCAUCAGGAAUUUGAGGGGGAUUCCAGUAUGGUGGGUGUGGUCAACAAUCUCACACACAUUUCCAUUUCAACAGGAUGUAGGUACUACCGGUUAUAUGGUCGACUCUGCUACGCACACACCUCAACACAGCAGGGUAUCUAUUUAACAAAAUGAACUGUUUAAAUAACAUUUUCUGCUGAUUAGUUACACCCACUCUGUGUGUGUGUGAGAGAGAGAGAGAGAGAGAGCAAGAGUGUUAGACUGACAUUUGAAUUCCAAAAUUAGUCUCAACUCCAUCACUUCGUGAGUAAACCACACAAAUAUUUAAUUUCCUCCCAGAGAGAAAUUGGAAAUCUGUGUCUCUUAUCGUCCUUACCCAAACAUUGCCUAUCUCACUCGCUGGCUCGUGGCACAGCCUCUUCCCAGAUGUCAGACAAGACAAAAUCUCUGCGUGCCCAUUUUCAUUUGGGAGAAACCGGACCUGUUUCACGGGAUGCGUCCCAAAUCGCACCCUUUGCUCUGUGGCGUGCACUACUUUUGACCAGGGCUCAUAGGCUCUGGUCAAAUGUAGUGCACUAUGCAGGGAAUAUGGUGCCAUUCGGGACCUAGUCACUGUGUGGGAAGCGUGCUGGGAAGGGAUUUGGGCCUAAGGUGAAAGCCAAAAGGGAUGGAGGGAAUGAGCCAGUGUGAUCACACUGAAACCACAGAGCUGAAGGUUGCUGCAGCCCAAACCACACCAUGUCUUUAGGUGCACACUGCACGUGACUGAUUACAACCACAAACCAGCCAUGUGACUAUAGGGAGAGGAUGUCUAAAGUAAUGGUGGCCAUGGCUUGGCUGGUGUAGCGCUAAUGCCGCAGACUCCAACACGCGUCUACGCCGAACAGCAUAAGUUGGCAACCGGUCUACACAGCCUCUAGCUUUUCCCACUGUCAUCCACUCUCACCGGCUGUUCAAUAGCAUUUGAAAAUACUACACAGCAGACAUACAGUGCGUCAAGCAACGUGAGCUGUGGAUUUAGAAUUUGAUAUCUGGUGCAUCUUAUCCGCUCCACUCUGCUUUGGGCUUGGACACACGUUCACAUUCCAGUGGGAUUUCUAUCAGAUCCAGCGGUGUGCGUGUCCUUUCACCUUGGGAAACACGGAGCACGGCAGGAAAACGCUAAUGCGAUUAGCCUUGGCCCGAGUGGUAAGAUGAGGGACAACCGGGACACACCCUACUGUCUCACUGCAGAGGCUACGCGAGGACGACAGGGCACCCCUUAUCCUCCGAGCGCGAUGAGACAAAGUCAUCUCUCCCUUUUGGGUUGCGUCUCCAUAAGGCAACCCGUGCACUGUAUCGGUCACUAUUCUCCCUGGGCCAAAAGCAGGGCUAUACAGUGAAUCCGUUGCCAUUUGGGAGACUAUGUGUCGACGAGCUUCACUAGGCACGUUAGCCAGGAUGAGAGGAUGGCUGUGGCCCCGUGACACUUGUGCUGUCAGUAACGUGGCGCUAAAAGCGCAGCGUGGUCUGGGUCCACGCGGCCAUUCAGUUCAUCUCCCCUGCCCAGGCUCUGUGUUUCGCUGUCUGAAGGCUCGGUAAGUACAGCAGGUUUAUGUGCCGAGAGCGUUUAUGAGGAGAAUGCUGAUUGGUUGAUCAUAGGGAGAUGGUUCGAACUCCAGCCAUGACCUCCGCAGUCCCAGUCCCAUUCAUGUAGCUGUGUCCUGAUGUGACUUUGCUUCGUUAUACUGCAGAAACCAAUGUAACCUUAAUUUCAAUGUCUGCUUUGCAAAUAGCACUCCUAUAUAGUGCACUACUUUUGACCAGAGCCCUAUGGGGCUAUAAAUAGAACAAAUAAGGUGUCACUUGGAACACGGCCCAUACCUUUCAAAGCCAUGCCUGCAGUGUUCACAAUAUCUAAUGUUCCAUGCAUAACAGUUGUAUCUUUCAUCAAUGUUUAUUAUGAGUAUUUCUGUAAAUUGAUGUGGUUCUCUGCAAAAUCACCGGAUGUUUUGGAAGCAAAACAUUACUGAACGUAAUGCGCCAAUGUAAACUGAGAAAUAUAAUAAUAUAAUAUAAAUAUGAACUUUAUCGAACAAAACAUACAUGUAUUGUGUAACAUGAAGUCCUAUGAGUGUCAUCUGAUGAAGUUCAUCAAAGGUUAGUGAUUAAUUUUAUCUCUAUUUCUGCUUUUUGUGACUCCUCUCUUUGGCUGGAAAAAUGACUGUGUUUUUCUGUGACUAGGUACUGACCUAACAUAAUCGUUUGGUGUGCUUUCGUCGUAAAGCCUUUUUGAAAUGGGAUUAACAACAAGAUUAUCCUAAAAAUGGUGUAAAAUACUUCUAUGUUUGAGGAAUUUUAAUUAUGAGAUUUCUGUUGUUUUGAAUUUGGCGCCCUGCACUUUCACUGGCUGUUGUCAUAUCGAUCCCGUUAGCGGGAUUCAAGACAUAAGAAGAUAAACUUCUCCUUAAUGCAACCGCUGUGUCCGAUUUCAAAAAAGCUUUACCGAAAAAGCACACCAUGCAAUAAUCUGAGUACAGUGCUCAGACAACAAAACAAGCCAUACAGAUAUCCGCCAUGUUGUCGAGUCAACAAAGUCAGAAAUAGCAUUAUAAAUAUUCACUUACCUUUGAUGAUCUUCAUCAGAAUGCCCUCCCAGGAAUCCCAGUUCCACAAUAAAUGUUUGAUUUGUUCAAUAAAGUACAUAAUUUAUGUCCAAAUAUUAUAAUAUGUCCAAAUAAAUAUUUUUCACACGG
Molecule: messenger RNA, 4810 nt
Organism: Oncorhynchus keta (chum salmon)
Lineage: Eukaryota; Metazoa; Chordata; Actinopteri; Salmoniformes; Salmonidae
Product: plexin domain-containing protein 2-like
Exons: 13
Coding region: 417-1826 (469 amino acids)
Source: RefSeq, a predicted model, not a curated record